Molecule: messenger RNA, 932 nt
Organism: Coregonus clupeaformis (lake whitefish)
Lineage: Eukaryota; Metazoa; Chordata; Actinopteri; Salmoniformes; Salmonidae
Product: serine/threonine-protein kinase TNNI3K-like
Exons: 3
Coding region: 426-719 (97 amino acids)
Source: RefSeq, a predicted model, not a curated record
UGGUCUGUGUUAGUUCUCUUACAGUGAAGUAGGAGAUCUAAAGCCUGCUUUUGAAGCAGAGUUCACCUUUGAUUCAUGCGUGGGUAGAUCCAAAUGACCACAUAGACCGACUGAGAGCACAGGUGUGUGUGUGUGUGUCUUUGUUCUGUUGAGAGUUGUUUAAUGUUAUGAGGUGAUUUAAUGUUGCUUCAUCUCCUCUGAAUCAGGAUAGACCUGAGUUCUCUGAGGUGCUGGCCACACUAGAGGAAUACCAAUGCAAUGUUGAAGUAUGGAGUUACUGCUUGGCUAUCCACAAACAUACAAAAAGCUUUCUACAGUCAAAUCUAAAUCAGUGGGGAAUAAACAUAGAUGCAUGCUGUUUACAUUUUCAGAAGUUCACUGAUUCCUUUCUGUCUGUCCAUAUGAUAUGAUACUUGUUGGUGAUAAUGUCAUAUUUGUGUGUGCUUUUUUGUGUUUGUGAUCCACAGUUGAACAGCAGCGGGUUGAACAGCAGCGGGUCCCUGUCCCCCUCGGGCUCCUCUGACUGCCUGGCGAGGGGCAGUCCUGGUCGGAGUCACGUGGCUGCCCUCCGCUCCCGCUUUAAGCUGGAGUACGCACUCAACGCCCACGCCUACGCUGUCUGGACUCAGAGCGAGGAUGACAUGAUUCCCAAGGUCCAUCUCUGGAUGAACUCAGGAGGAAUAUGCCGUUUCCACCUAUUGACCGAAAUGAACCUAUGAGCACCAUGCGCAUCCACUCCAACUGCAGCAUCAACGGCAGCUUCGAAGACAGCACUAACUAACAAAAAUAGGAAGUCUUCCAGCUCUACUAUAUGCACUAUUACUGUAGUUCACAAAGCCAUAACCUUAUUUAUAAGUAUAUCACAUACAGUGAGGGAAAAAAGUAUUUGAUCCCCUGCUGGGGGGAGUGCUCCUAAUCUCAGCUUGUUACCU